AUGGCCGGGCCGGGGCGGGUGGCCAUCAAAAGGGUGCCACGGAACCGCAUCUGGCAUUGGAGCGAGCUGCCCGACGGCACCAGCGCUCCCCUGGAGGUUGUGCUGCAGGACAAGGUGUCCACAGGCUUCCCCGGUGUCAUCCAGCUGCUGGAGUGGCUUGAGCUCCCCAGCGACAUUGUGAUGGGGGUCCUGCACCGCGAUAUCAAACCAGAGAACAUCCUGGUUGACCUGGCCACCGGGCAGGCCAAAUUGAUUGACUUUGGCUGUGGCACCUACCUGCAAGAGACAGCCUACACUCACUUUGCAGGAACACCAUCCUACAGCCCCCCGGAAUGGACCCGCUUUGGCUGGUACCAUGGCGAGCCAGCUACCAUCUGGUCCCUGGGCAUCCUGCUGCACGAGAUGGUCUGUGGGAAGAUGCCUUUCAGGAGGGGCUGGAACUUCAGCUGGGGCCUGCUCUCGCUGCCACAACGGCUCUCUCCAGAGUGCCAAAAUCUGAUUGGGUGGUGUUUAUCCAUGCAUCCCUUGGCCAGACCCUCAUUAGAAGAGGUGUUCUGUCAUCCUUGGAUGCAGGAUAUUCAUCUGCCCUAGAAGAAGGGAGAGAGCCACAGGCACACUCAGCUGCAGGGCCCUGGUAAGUUACAGCUGCACACAUGCCUUGGCAAUGAGAAGCAAAGAAAGCCAGCCCGUGUCACUGCACCAGGGUCAUGGGAUGGGAACAUGCAGCCCUUGUGCUGGAG
Passer domesticus (house sparrow) is the source of this 740-nucleotide messenger RNA. RefSeq names its product serine/threonine-protein kinase pim-1-like. Gene Ontology annotation, cellular component: cytoplasm. Gene Ontology annotation, molecular function: protein serine/threonine kinase activity; ATP binding. Lineage: Eukaryota; Metazoa; Chordata; Aves; Passeriformes; Passeridae. The transcript is spliced from 6 exons. The record is from RefSeq and is a predicted model, not a curated record. Gene Ontology annotation, biological process: protein autophosphorylation. The coding region runs from base 1 to 591 and encodes 196 amino acids.